AUGCGGCAGUGCAGCACCGUGUUUGAGCUCGCCGGCCAGGACAGGAAGGGUCUGCUGGCGGAUGUGCUGGACCUGCUGACCCACAACGGCUGCGACGUCCUGAGCGCGGCCGUGUGGACGUCCAAGCGCCGCGUCGCUUUUGUGGUCUCCGUUGUGGAGGGCGCCGCGCCCGUCCGCGACGGCGGCAAGAUCGCGCGGCUGAAGCAGCUGCUGCUGCAGAUGAUGGACGCGGGCGGCAACGGGCUGGUGGAGGCGUCGGUGGUGAAGGGGCUCAUCCACUACGAGCGGCGGCUGCACCAGCUGAUGCUCAAGGAGGAGGAGCGGGACUGGGCGCGCGUGAAGGAGCGCGUGCUGGCAGCGGCGGGCAUCCUCGUGCCUGCGGCAGCUUGCGGCACGGACGGCGGCGGCGAUGCGUGGCGGUCGGGCGGCGGCGGCGGCGGGAGCUUGGACGGGGGGCAGCAGCAGCAGAAGAGGUGCCAGGUGACGCAGGGGCCGGAGGUUAUGUGCGUCACCAGCGAGCCGCCAGAGGCGCCGGCGCCGGCGGGGUGCGCGGACGCGGACGGCAUACCCUUGGUGUCGCCCAAGUACAGCCGUCCGCAGGUCACCAUCCAGCACUACGCCCACAUGCACUACUGGCUUGUCACCGUGCGCUGCAAAGACCGCAACAAGCUCCUUUUUGACAGCGUGUGCACCCUUUCGGACCUGAACUACGACGUCUACCACGCGGCAGUGGACUGCGAGGGGGAGGCGUGCGUGCAGCUCUACUACAUCCGGCCGCGCUUUGGGGACUUCUUCUGGGACGCAGUCAAGGCCACCAAGCUGCGGGUGAUGCUGGAGAGCGCCAUCCAGCGGCGCUUCCCCAAAGGCCUCAAGGUGCACGUGGCCCAGACCCACCAGCACUGCCUCGCGGACCUCACGCGCGCCUGGAAGGAGGCCGGCCUCUGGAUCACGCGCGCCAAGGUGCGGGCGUUUGGCGAGAACGGCCACACCCUGUACGUGAUGGACGCCAACGGCCAGCCGCCAGACCCCCGGAAAGUGCAGCAGGCGUGCCAGAACAGCGGCGGGCAGCUGCAGGCCGACCUCACGGGCGGCCUCUCCCCGCCGGGAUACAUGCUGCCGCCGGGCCUCAAGCCCUCCGCAGCGGCGGCGCAGCAGGUCGCGGGCAGCGUGUCGAUACCGCAGGGCGGCGGCGGCGGGCCGGGGGGCGACGGGGCGACGGCCAAGUUCUUUUACACAUUCUUGCAGCGAACGUGGGAUGGCAGCCCCAGCAGCAUGACCUCAAAUUAA
Molecule: messenger RNA, 1287 nt
Organism: Monoraphidium neglectum
Lineage: Eukaryota; Viridiplantae; Chlorophyta; Chlorophyceae; Sphaeropleales; Selenastraceae
Exons: 7
Coding region: 1-1287 (428 amino acids)
Source: RefSeq, a predicted model, not a curated record